GGAGGCACGAGAGCAGGGUGAACAGUGUGCAGAAGGUGGGUUGUACCAUCAUCUCAUGGGACAAUACUGAUCUCAGUGUCCCGGAUUUGGUUUCUUGGGGUUCCUGUGUCCUCUCACUGUCCCACACUCUAUUCUCAGCUCAAGGCAUUUGUACCACACCGGAGACUGCUGCCAGUUCAGUUUCAUGUUCCAGCCUGUCGUGGCUUGUCAGUAGCAACCCAGCACCAAGAUUUGCUCCCAAAACCGGCAGGGAAGGUCAAAAUCCUCCCCAGAUCCAGCAAACUGAACAAAACCCGCAGUAAUGAAUCAGUGAGGGCUGGAAUACCCAUUUGUGCAGCCAGAAAAUGGGGCAAGAAGCUCCUCCAGCAAGGGAGAGGAAGAGAUAUCUUUAAUUAAAGAGCAAUUUGCUGAUCAGCCCAGCAUCCUGGGAGUGCUUUAACCCAUGGGGGCUGAUUCCCAUCGAAGCACCAGCAGAACUGGGGUUGAGGGUAUCCCAAAAUGGGUUUUGUCAGCUCUACCUUCAGCCAGCUUUCCCUGCUGCCUGGCAGUGGUAGUUAAAAGAAGUGGGAAUAUGUGGGGUGAUUUAAUGACAUUUUCACUGUGAAGCAGCACAACCAGUUUUCAACUGGGAAUGAAAGGAAAACAACGCAUUGAGGCAGCAGCAGUGGGAAAACGCUCCUCUGGGAUGGAGAAAGGAGGAGGUACAAACGGGACAAAGUGGAAAGCAUGAGGCAGCAGAUGGGGCGGGGACAGGGGACACCCUGAGCGUGAUGCUCGGGGGGGUCAGGGCUGUCCCUAGGGAUGCUCCCCAUGGUUCCCUGCGGGGCGUUAUCCCGGCAGUGCUGCCCAACCUAUUUUCCAGGCGAGGAAAUAUUUAACCACGGCGUCAGCGGGCAGGGCAGGCAGGGGCAGGAAUGGAGGGUGACAGGAAGCACCCAGCCCCUGCUGCUCCCCCGACAGAGCGCCUCCAGCUCCUGCUGCGCCGCAGCCGGGAGGCCAAGAACUGCGCCUACUGCCCCUACAGCCGGUUCCCGGUGGGCGCCGCGCUUCUCACAGCCAGCGGGGAGAUCUUCUCCGGGUGCAACGUGGAGAACGCCUGCUGCAGCCUCGGGGUGUGUGCUGAGCGCACUGCCAUCCAGAAAGCCAUCUCCGAGGGGCACACCAGCUUCAGGGCCAUGGCCAUUGCCAGUGACAUGGGGGACACCUUCAUCGUACCCUGUGGUGCCUGCAGACAAGUGAUGAGAGAGUUCGGCACAGACUGGGACGUCUACCUGACCAAAGCAGACGGCAGCUACAUCGUCAAGAGGCUGGAGGAGCUGCUGCCGCUCUCCUUCGGCCCUGAGGACCUGAAGAAGGUGUGAGCAGCAUGGCUGCAGCAGCCGUGGCUCUUUGGCAGCAGGGGAGCAUGGUUUUCCCCCAGUUGCCUGGUGUGUAAGCAGCUUUCUGGGACAAUGUGAUGGGAAAUACAUUUAUAGUGUUAAAUUCACCAUUCCUCUCGUGAUCACCUGAUUCAGCACUGAACAAGUGAAAUCAAACUGUAGAAAUGCCCUGUUAUUAGGAAAGGAAAGUGUGCAGGUACUGCUGCAGGCGAGGGGGUAGCUCACAGACAGAGGGUUUGAUGCACAGCUCAGGCUUGGGCUUGUUGGUACAGAAACCACUCCUAAACUGUGCAAAGUCAUUGUAGUGGGAAAAUGCUGGAUAUUUCAGCUCCAAAGGAGAAGGGAAAGCAAAAAGGAAAAGCUCCAUCCACCCUGGCAGUUAUUAAUAAGCCAGUUCAGAUUAGGUGCCAUGCUGGAAGUGGUUAUCACACCGAGCGUGUCCUUUGCUCGCUUCUCUCCAGCUUGUUUUCUUUGCCUUUAUUCAGUUUGUGGGAAUGAAGAAGGAAAGGAGGUGUUGAGGGCUUUGGGAGGGUUUUAAAUCUCCACAAUAAUGCUGCUUUCUGAUUGUACUAUUAAUUGAAUCAUGCACAGUGACAAAUGAAUGUGUUACAGCUCCCACCCAGCACGCUGCCUAUGCCCAAGUGAAAUAAAGACAGUCAUGGUUUA
Molecule: messenger RNA, 2045 nt
Organism: Neopsephotus bourkii (Bourke's parrot)
Lineage: Eukaryota; Metazoa; Chordata; Aves; Psittaciformes; Psittacidae
Gene: CDA
Product: cytidine deaminase
Exons: 6
Coding region: 915-1361 (148 amino acids)
Cellular component (GO): cytosol
Molecular function (GO): cytidine deaminase activity; zinc ion binding
Source: RefSeq, a predicted model, not a curated record